This is a messenger RNA of Penicillium concentricum, 945 nucleotides long. Its product is annotated as Major facilitator superfamily domain general substrate transporter. Gene Ontology annotation, molecular function: carbohydrate:proton symporter activity. The record is from RefSeq and is a predicted model, not a curated record. Gene Ontology annotation, biological process: transmembrane transport; carbohydrate transport. The coding region runs from base 1 to 945 and encodes 314 amino acids. Lineage: Eukaryota; Fungi; Ascomycota; Eurotiomycetes; Eurotiales; Aspergillaceae. The transcript has 2 exons. Gene Ontology annotation, cellular component: membrane.
AUGCUCUUCCUACCCAUCCAAACAUGGUCCGCCAACCGCUUCGGCCGCAAACCCACCAUUCUAGCCGGGUACAUCUUCAUGAUCCUCGGCGUGAGACUCCAAUCCGCCUCCCUAAAUGCAAAUAUGUUCAUCUACUCCCGCUUGCUGGUUGGUAUCGCCGGUGCCUGGUUCCAAUGCGCCGUGAUACUCGUCACGGAAAUCGCCUAUCCAUCGCAUCGCUCGCUCGUCACGGCCAUCUACAUGUGCCAGUACUAUGCCGGGUCCUCGUUGUCCGCUUUGCUUCGCGAUGAGGCAUGCGCAGAUGGUGUGGUGUCAUACUACCUAACUCUCAUCCUCGAUACAAUCGGAGUAACCUCGUCAACAGAUCAGACCCUCAUAAACGGCUUCCUCCAGCUCUGGAACCUGAUAAUGAGCGUGGUAGGCGCGUGUCUUGUCGAUCGCGCAGGCCGCCGUGCGCUCUUCAUCAGAUCGACUGUCAUAAUGCUGAUCAGCUGUGUCUUCAUCGCUGCACUAUCAGGAAGUUUCGUGACAACGGGUACCAGCGCCGUCGGAACAGCUGUAAUCCCAUUCUUGUUCAUCUACUAUGCGGGCUACGAUCUCGCUUUCACGCCCUUGCUCCUGGCGUACCCGGCUGAGAUUUGGAUGACAUCGCUGCGUGCCAAGGGCGUUGCUAUCUCCAUGAUGUCGAAUUAUAUAGCGCUGGUGUUUAAUCAGCUGAUUAACCCUAUUGCGUUUGAGAGGAUUUUUUGGAAAUAUUAUUUUGUGUUUUUGGUCGUGCUGCUUGUUGUCUUGGUUGUUGUUUGGGAGACCUAUCCUGAGACUAGGGGGAGGUCGCUUGAAGAAAUUGUAUGCAUUUUUGAUGGGGAGGCGCGUGUUGCUGGUGAUGGUGUUAAGGUAAGUGCGGAGGAAAGUUAUACUAGGAAAAUUGAACAUGGAGAGUUGUGA